AUGAGUCUCCUGUUGCCUGGUGGAGGCCUUCUGGGCUAUCUGUUCAAGCUCUACUCCAGAGCGCAGUCUCCCAGGCAGAGGAUGAAAAAGACAACAGCCAACCGAAAUAACCAAGUGAAGGAGAAUCUUUCCUGUGUUGCCCUCUUCUGGGAGUCUCCAACAGAGCAGGUGGUGGGUUCCUACAGGACCAACGCCAGUCCGGCUGUCGGCCUGACUGAAGAUCUUAAUGUUCGCCCCAGAGAUCUGACUCAGAGGUCUAAGCUGUUGCGUGCCCUCGUAGGUUCAGGAGGGAAACCUGCGCGGGUGAAGGAGAUCCUGAUAACCACCCCAUCCCCAUGGCAGGGAGGAGUUCUGACCUCUACACACGGGACCUUCGGACCUACUUACUGCCUUGCCAUCUCACUCCAGGCCCAAUCUGUGAUCCGGGUUGGCGGCGGCGGGGUGGGAGGGCUGCUGGAGGAGUUGGGUGGAGGUGGAGAUGCAGAGAGGGAGGAAAAAGAAGCAAGAUUGGGUGAGGAUGUGCAGAUGGGUGAGGAUGAGGUGGAGAUGGAGUUGGGGAUGCACCGCGGGGCACCAACUAUUCACCCUUCCGUGGAGAGGUCGGUCCAUGGUCUUCCGCUCCCCCCUAGACCUCUAUUCCUCCCACUUCUUGUUGCCAAACUUCGCCGAUUCUCACCACUGCUCCCUACUUGUGGCGAGUAG
This is a messenger RNA of Psammomys obesus (fat sand rat), 702 nucleotides long. RefSeq lists its product as uncharacterized. Lineage: Eukaryota; Metazoa; Chordata; Mammalia; Rodentia; Muridae. The transcript has 4 exons. The coding region runs from base 1 to 702 and encodes 233 amino acids. The record is from RefSeq and is a predicted model, not a curated record.